AUGGCCAGUGUCCUUGCUGCAUUGCGUGUUAAUGAGAGGUUGAGGGGACUGGGAGGGGAAGAUGUCGAGAGGGGAGCUGUUAGUGGAAGCGGGGAAUGCCAUCGUGAUGGAUGUGAAGAAUGUGACACUGGCAGUUGUAUGUGUAACUGUUGUCAACGUAAACGCGCUGAAGCUUCCAGUCAACAACUUGCCGCCCGUCAAGAGCUGUCUAUUUCCACCUCCCGUGCCCCCGGUGCCUCCUUCCCCAGCGCUGAGCGUCAGACCUUCCAUCAACAGCAUACCACAUCAUCUUCCGCCAACGUCCUCCCGAUCAUCAUCGCCCCCGUCGCCCUCGUCAUCGUCGUCAUCUGCGUCAUGAUCUACUUCCGCAUCCGGCCGUUCCACAGGAGUAAUGAUUGCGUUGAUGUUAAUUACAUGAGCCGUGAGGUGACUAAACGCUGA
Molecule: messenger RNA, 441 nt
Organism: Babesia bigemina
Lineage: Eukaryota; Apicomplexa; Aconoidasida; Piroplasmida; Babesiidae
Exons: 4
Coding region: 1-441 (146 amino acids)
Source: RefSeq, a predicted model, not a curated record